ACGGUGCCUUUUGUGUCCCCCCAGGUGCAGGUGAAUCUGGUGUUUUGGAGGGCGCCGCGGUCCCGGCAUCACCAUGAAGGCCCUGGAUGAGCCUCCCUAUCUGACAGUGGGCACUGAUGUGAGUGCUAAGUACAGAGGAGCCUUCUGUGAAGCCAAGAUCAAGACAGCAAAGAGACUUGUCAAAGUCAAGGUAACAUUUAGGCAUGAUUCUUCAACAGUGGAAGUUCAGGAUGACCACAUAAAGGGCCCACUGAAGGUUGGAGCUAUUGUGGAAGUGAAGAAUCUCGAUGGUACAUAUCAGGAAGCUGUCAUCAAUAAAUUAACAGAUGCGAGUUGGUAUACUGUAGUUUUUGAUGAUGGAGAUGAGAAGACGCUGAGACGGUCCUCACUGUGCCUGAAAGGAGAGAGACAUUUUGCUGAAAGUGAAACACUAGACCAGCUCCCACUCACCAACCCUGAACAUUUUGGCACUCCAGUCAUCGGGAAGAAAACAAAUAGAGGAAGAAGAUCGAAUCAUAUCCCAGAGGAAGAGUCUUCUUCAUCCUCCAGUGAUGAAGAUGAGGACGACAGGAAGCAGAUUGAUGAGCUGCUAGGCAAAGUUGUUUGUGUAGAUUACGUUAGUUUGGAUAAAAAGAAAGCACUAUGUUUUCCUGCAUUGGUGGUUUGUCCUGAUUGUAGUGAUGAAAUUGCUGUGAAGAAAGAUAAUAUUCUUGUUCGAUCUUUCAAGGAUGGCAAAUUUACUUCGGUACCAAGAAAGGAUGUCCAUGAAAUUACUAGUGAUACUGCACCAAAGCCUGAUGCUGUAUUAAAACAAGCCUUUGAUCAGGCACUAGAGUUUCACAGAAGUAGAACUAUUCCUGCUAACUGGAAGACGGAAUUGAAAGAAGACAGCUCCAGCAGUGAGGCAGAGGAGGAGGAGGAGGAGGAGGAAGAUGAGAAAGAAAAGGAGGAUAACAGCAGUGAGGAGGAGGAAGAAAUAGAACCAUUUCCAGAAGAAAGAGAAAACUUUCUUCAGCAGCUGUACAAAUUCAUGGAGGAUAGAGGCACACCUAUUAACAAACGACCUGUACUUGGAUAUAGAAAUUUGAAUCUCUUUAAGUUAUUUAGACUUGUACACAAACUUGGAGGAUUUGAUAAUAUUGAAAGUGGAGCUAUCUGGAAGCAAGUCUACCAGGACCUUGGGAUUCCUGUCUUAAAUUCAGCUGCAGGAUACAAUGUGAAAUGUGCUUAUAAAAAAUACUUAUAUGGCUUUGAGGAGUACUGUAGGUCGGCCAAUAUUGAAUUUCAGAUGGCACUGCCAGAGAAAGUUGCUAACAAGCCAUGUAAGGAGUGUGACAGUGUAAAAGAAAUAAAAGUUAAGGAAGAAAGUGAACCAGAAAUGAAAGAAAUAAAGAUUGAAGAGGAGGAGAAGAUAAUAAUAAAAGAAGAAAACCCUACUGAAGAUGAUGUUGAAAGAAAGGAAAAUAUUAAACCCUCUCUGGGAAGUAAAAAGAAUUUAUUAGAAUCUAUAUCUACACAAAGUGAUCAGGAAAAAGAAGUUAACCUAAAAAAGACAGAAGAAAAUGAAAAUCUGGUCAACAAAAAUGAUGAGACAACUGGGUUAGAUGAAUCCCUCAGCAUAAAGGUAGAAGCUGAAGAAGAAAAGGCAAAAUCUGGAGAUGAAACGAAUAAAGAGGAAGAGGAAGAUGAUGAAGAAGUAGAAGAGGAGGAGGAGGAGGAGGAGGAGGAAGAGGAUGAAGAGGAUGAUGACAACCAUGAGGAAGAGGAGUUUGAAUGCUAUCCACCAGGCAUGAAAGUCCAAGUGCGGUAUGGACGAGGGAAAAAUCAAAAAAUGUAUGAAGCUAGUAUUAAAGAUUCUGAUGUCGAAGGUGGAGAGGUCCUUUACUUGGUCCAUUACUGCGGAUGGAAUGUGAGAUAUGAUGAAUGGAUUAAAGCAGAUAAAAUAGUAAGGCCUGCUGAUAAAAAUGUGCCAAAGAUAAAACAUCGGAAAAAAAUAAAGAAUAAGUUAGACAAAGAAAAAGACAAAGAUGAAAAAUACUCUCCUAAAAACUGUAAACUUCGACGCUUGUCAAAACCACCAUUUCAGACAAAUUCAUCUCCUGAAAUAGUAUCUAAACUGGACCUUACUGAUGCCAAAAACUCGGAUACAGCUCAUAUUAAAUCCAUAGAAAUUACUUCUAUCCUUAAUGGACUUCAAGCUUCGGAGAGUUCUGAGGACAGUGAGCGGGAGGAGGAGACAGGUGCUCACGUGGACAGCACUGGCAAAGAGGAAGCGAAGACGGAGUAUCUGGCCCACGCCAGAAACGACCUCCUUUCAAAGGAGGAACAGAACAGUUCGUUUUUGCUGGAAGAAAGCAAGGUCCAUGCAGAUUUGGUAAUAGCUAAACCAGCGUCGAAAUCUCCAGAAAGGUUAAGAAAAGACAUGGAAGGAUUGUCCGAAGAUACGGAUUAUGAAGAAGAUGAAGUCACAAAAAAGAGAAAGGAUGUCAAGAAAGACACCCCCGAGAAAUCCUCGAAGCCACAGGUCAAACGUGGGAAAAGAAGGUACUGCAACACGGAGGAGUGUGCGAAGACCGGGUCGCCCAGCAAGAAGGACGACAAGGCCAAGAGCAAAGACGCACUUUGCGUAGAAAACAGCAGCAACAGCUCUUCUGAUGAAGACGAAGAAGAAAAAUCAAAAGCGAAGCUGACACCAACCAAGAAAUACAACGGCUUGGAGGAAAAGAGGAAAUCCCUGCGGACGACUGGCUUCUAUUCGGGGUUCUCCGAAGUGGCAGAAAAAAGGAUCAAGCUUCUAAACAACUCGGACGAAAGGCUCCAGAACAGCCGAGCGAAAGAUCGCAAAGAUGUCUGGUCGAGCAUCCAGGGCCAGUGGCCCAAAAAGACGCUGAAGGAGCUUUUCUCCGACUCGGACACGGAGGCCGCGGCCUCCCCUCCGCACCCGGCCCCGGAGGAGGGCCCGGCCGAGGGGACCCUCGUUGGGUUUGGAGCAACCCCCUGGCCGGGCACUGCUUUCCUGACAACCGUGUCACACUGCUUUGCAAGCCUGACUAACUUGUUCUGUACAGGUCAGAAAAGAGGGAAAGAAACCCAGGGAGGAGGAAGUUCAUCGAAAAAGCAGAAACGAAGCCAUAAAGCAACAGUGGUAAACAACAAAAAGAAGGGAAAAGGCACCAACAGUAGCGACAGUGAAGACCUUUCUGCCGGGGAGAGUGUCACCAAGACGCAGCCCGUCAAGUCCCUGUCGGGAAUGAAGGCUCAGGGCGCUCACAGCGCCAAGGCGCCCGCGCGGACACAGUCGCCGGGAAAAUGUGGGAAGAACGGGGACAAGGACCCUGACCUCAAGGAACCCAGUCAUCGGUUGCCCAAGGUUUACAAGUGGAGCUUUCAGAUGUCGGACCUUGAAAAUAUGACAACUGCUGAACGCAUCACAAUUCUUCAAGAAAAAUUGCAAGAAAUCAGAAAACAUUAUCUGUCAUUAAAAUCUGAAGUAGCUUCCAUUGAUCGUAGGAGAAAGCGUUUGAAGAAGAAAGAAAGAGAAAGUGCUGCUACAUCCUCAUCCUCUUCUUCACCCUCAUCCAGUUCCAUAACAGCUGCUGUUAUGUUAACGUUAGCUGAACCAUCCAUGUCCAGCGCAUCACAAAAUGGAAUGUCAGUCGAGUGCAGGUGACAGCAGGACUUGCUAAAGCACUUUGCACUUAAUGGCUGUGAGGGCCACGUCUUUUUUAUACUGCACAGUGGCACAAAAUAUCAGACAAAGCACUAUUUUAUAUUUAAAAAUUGUUUCUUGACAAGCUGACUCGGCACUUAAGUGCACUUUUUUUAUGAAGAAAAAGUACAAUGAACUGCUUUUCCUCAAGCAAUAAUUGUUUCCAACUUGUCUGGGAAUUGUGUGUCUGGUGACUUGAAGGCCUUCCACUGUGGCUAAUGGAGGCUUUUCACUGCCUGUAGAGACAAUACAGUAAGCGUAAUUAUUGGGUGGCCAGAAAAUGGUAAGAUAACUUACUGUAUAUGUAUUCCCUUGUAUUUUGUUAAAGCUGGAGCAUUUGAUAUUUUUCCAUUUAUUUAUGAAAAAAAUAUGAACCUAUUUUCAUUUGUACAAGCUAAUUGUUUUUUAAAGAGAGUCACUUUGCGGUGGCUUUAAUUGUAUAAGUCAAGCACAUGUAAUAAAUUCAAAACCUGCCGUUAACAGGACAGCAGACAUCAGUCCUGGUAACCAAAUAUUAAAGAUUCUCUUUAAAAAAGACUGAACAUGUUUACAGGUUUGAAUUAGGCUAAAAGGUCUUGCAGUGGCUUUUCAUACCCCUUCAAAUUGGAAUGAAACUACUGUACUUUGCCAUUUUUCUAUAAAUCAGUAUUUUUUUUUAAUUUUGAUAUAAUACAUUGUGUGAAAAAAGAAAAUGGCUAAUAAACUGUAUUAAAUCUUAAACAAUGUAUAGAUUGUAUUUAGCCAGUUCAAAGUGUAUAUUUAUUCAUAAUGAAUUAUAACAGUUAUAUUUUUGUGUUUUCUUGUAAAUGUUUCUUUUCCUUAAAUACAGAUAACUCAUUUGUAUUGCUUAUUUUAUUAUGAGCUACAACAAGAGGAUUUCAGGAGCAAGUAAGCUGUAUUAGUAUGGUUCAAGGUUGAAGUAUAAAUAGGUAAUCGGGUAGUAGGCCUAUGAAAUUAAAUGCCUUGUAUAAAACAAAUGAACGCAGAAUUGUUUCCACUUGUAUGGACUUUAUGUUGUAUGAUUCUGACCUCUGUUCUGUUUGGCACUUGUAUUUAAUUCUCCACCUUUGUAAGACAUUGUAUAUUGCGGAUGUGUUCAUUCAAGCUAUUUAAUACCUGGCACUGUUAAUACACAGUACUUUACUGUACAGACUGUUUUACUGUUUUAAUUGUAGUUCUGUGUACUUUUUUUUUUUAAUGGGGCUGGCAUGUUUUACUUGUUUUCAGGCAAUAUGAUGUGAGAAUUUUGAAGCGUUUUGUUGUAGAUGCUAACGUGUCAGAAUCCUUUACAUUCAACUUUUCUAAGAAAAGCAUUUUCAGUCUUGUAGUGUGUGCUUACAGUAACUAAUUUUGUUGAAAAUGGUUUCAAGUUACUCAAAUUUGUACAGGACUGUAAAGAUUUGUUGACAGCAAAACAUUGAAGAAAAAGCUUAUAGAAUAAAAGCUAUAAAGUAUAUAUUAGGAUCUGCAAACAAUGAAGAAUUAUGUAAUAUAUUGUACAAAUGUAAGCAAAGGCUCUGAAAUAAAAUGCCAUAGUUUGUGAGUCAUUGA
Molecule: messenger RNA, 5260 nt
Organism: Myotis davidii
Lineage: Eukaryota; Metazoa; Chordata; Mammalia; Chiroptera; Vespertilionidae
Gene: ARID4B
Product: AT-rich interaction domain 4B
Exons: 25
Coding region: 74-3670 (1198 amino acids)
Biological process (GO): regulation of transcription by RNA polymerase II
Cellular component (GO): nucleus
Molecular function (GO): transcription cis-regulatory region binding
Source: RefSeq, a predicted model, not a curated record